AGACCGAAUACCUAUGUACACUCAUCCAUGAUAUAUGACGUCUCAUUUCGAUAAGGAACGCGAUAAGAUUUAUCGAGGAGGCGUGAUUCGCCACGCGUCGCGUUCGUGUUUUCAUCGUCCAACGAUGAUUACGCCCUCGUUUCUCGCAUAAAAUUUCUUCGGGAAAUCGGUAAAAAAUUCAACUCGAGCCUUUCAACAUGAUGUUGAAAGCUAUCGGAGUGGUGUUUCUUUUGGAUCGUAGCUGGUCGUUGCAACAGGAAGAAGCAUAUCAUUUCGGUUAAGAAAAAAUUAUUUUGGUUAUACGAUUGGCAAUUAUUAUCUCACUACUGUCAGAGGUUAACUCUGGGAUCAAACGUUAUCGCGAAGCGUUUGCAAAAUUUGUGGUAAAAAGCAACGAGGGGAAGUGAAUCCAUUGUUGAGUUCAUCAACGUGAAUCGAUCAUGCCUCGAUCUUGAAAUUGGAAAAAAACUUCAGGGAUCGGACAGAUGUGGAUAAGAGCUAGAUGCUAGAGGAAGACUGCGAUGGCGUCGAAGCCAGAAACGAGCUUGUCAUUAAGUCGUACUCGUUCAGUGAGAAUUGCACAGAGAGACGUAUCGUUGGCACGUUGAUCUCGGCCCUCCCGGACCAAUUGAAAUCGAUACUCACGGAGGCCGAAGUCGAGCAAUUCGCGUCCAGAAUAUAUUCCAGCCUCGUCUCGGACGGUAUCAUCGGAUCGAUCACAAUCGAUGGCGUCGCCCGGAACAAGGAUUUCGCGGAAGACUCGUGCGAGUACGGGGACACGCCAUCCGUAUCCGUCGGUUUAACUUCCGACCGGGUUUCCGGCAACGGCCGACNGACUCCGAGAAGGAGUUAUUGAAA
Apis dorsata (giant honeybee) is the source of this 858-nucleotide messenger RNA. RefSeq lists its product as uncharacterized. NCBI's taxonomy places the organism in Eukaryota, Metazoa, Arthropoda, Insecta, Hymenoptera, Apidae. The record is from RefSeq and is a predicted model, not a curated record. The transcript is spliced from 3 exons. The coding region runs from base 503 to 856 and encodes 117 amino acids.